Molecule: messenger RNA, 3948 nt
Organism: Symbiodinium sp. CCMP2592
Lineage: Eukaryota; Dinophyceae; Suessiales; Symbiodiniaceae
Source: the annotation of a GenBank genome assembly
AUGUCCUCUGUCAUACUAGACAGUGAAGCAUCAUUCCGUGAAAGAUGCAGUAAAAUAGGCCUCAGCAACGAUCUUCUGAGUCGUUUGAUUGAUGCUGGAUACAACACAUUUGGAAAACUGGCUUUCGCCGCAUCGGCGACGCCGCAGGGCCUAACAGACGAAGCUGUCGAUGCGUGGCUAGCCACCGUAGUCACCCCGGCACCCAGCUCCUUUCAGGUCUCGGUGAUUCGUAGGCUGCUUUUCGAGUCGCAAUCACUCAAUGUGGCGGACCUCAAAUCUAGGGUCGAAGGCACGCCGGAAGGCUCAGUGCGACGCCUGCCCCAAGCCGAGAGAAAGGAGCGCAUUGAGGCGCAGCAUCGUAGGCUGUCGGGUCUCAUUCUAACUUCUCAUACCACCCCGGCCCAUAGCUGUAUCGACCUUGUGACUGACAUGUACGAGAAUAAUACACUCAAGUACAUUCCGAUCAACAGAUGGAUAUCCCGCUUCCAAGAGAUGUCUCUCCAGAAGAAGGAUUCUGCCGUUCAGAUGGACAACGAGGGCAACCUAAAGGUGAUUCAGAAGAAGCCGGAGCCGACGUGCGACACCACAGGCAUGUACCCUCUCCGGCAGGCUUUUCAGAGACGGUCACUAGCAUUUGAUCUGGGUCACUUGUGCAGCUUUGAAGCUAUGGAAACUUGGAUCAACAAGCUCUUCGAAGCAGUUCAGCGUACUGUGCCGAAGGGAUAUGUGGCAGUUAGCUUGGGGCAAGUUGUUACGGCAGAUCGUGAGCUUUUUGUCCGGUUGGCCGACAUGCUUGAAGGACAAUUGCAGAAACCCAUAGGUGUUGAGAAACCCAUGGAUGCAGCUUUGCGCGAUCUAUCGGGUAGCCAGGAGAUAACUCAGUUUCUUCAGCCGCUUGUAGCUCCUCCUGCACCUCACCCAACGAAGCGCCCUUUCAAGGAGCUUGCCACGCCUAACAAAGGUGACGGAAAGGGCAAGACAUCCACCAAGGGCGGUGAAAAGGGCGGUGGCAAGGCACCCCGUGUAACCAUUCCGGAUGGCUGCGCGGCCAAAGAUCAUCAGGGCAGGCCGAAUUGUUUUGGGUUUAACUUGGGCACAUGCAAGCUCAAGGCUUUCACCAGUGUUGGCGAUGUUUUGGGGAUCACCCCUUUUCAGAAUGCACAAAUCAGGUACAGUGAUGGGGCCAUGCGAGGCCCCAGGGGCCUGAUCGUGGCCACUUCGGACUCUGCCCCUAGUGAUGCUGAAGCCCUCGCGCAGGCCAUUUUGGCCAGAGGGUCAGGGAUUACUAAGCGAGAUGUUGUUCAGAUUUUCGAUCUUUUGCCCAAGGAGAUUCCUUCUAGAGGAGCCUCCUCGCAGCCUCCUAGCAGAACAGCCGCCUGUGAAAUCAGACUCCUGGGUUACGAGCUUUUCGCUGGCAGUGCCCGUUUCAGCAAGGCAAUCUUUUGGGAUCUCAUCAAGGAGUGCCCUCCUUUUCACAUGCAUGCAUCGCCCCCUGCGGGUCUGCCGUCAUUGAGUGCCGGGUCUCAGCAGAGCCUUGCGGUGCGUAAAGACAACGUCCUGUACCGUUUCGUCUACAAGCUUUUCCUUCAUUGUUCUGCUUCGGGCAUCAAUGUCAGCGUUGAGAAUCCUCGGACUUCGUUGUUCUGGAAGGUUCUUCAAUGCUUUGCUGAGGCCGAGGGCUUGCUUUGGCCUCCCGCUGCCUUGGAAUACGUUGAUUUCGACCAGUGCUUGUUCACCUCGCUUCGAGCUACUUGCCCAGGCAAUCACACACACCGCCCGUGGGGCCUCGUGUUCCAUGAGCGUUCUAUGCAGCUGUCAUCUUCUCUUGUGUCGGCUUACCCAGUUCUGCUUUGCAAGCGUAUGGCCUCCUGUCUGGAGAGCGCGGCUUCUUUCAUGGGUUUGUCUUUGCAAGCAUCUCCUGACUUGGCAGCCAGCUCCGUUGCUGUUCUUGGUCGGCAGCAUCGCCGCUUCCCUCCUUUGAUUCCUGAGUUCCGCAAGGUCACGUGGGAGCCGCCCUCUUUCCAGCCUGACGAUUCUUGUCGCAUCCUUCUCUCUCAGGUUGCUGGGGAGGAUAGCGGGAGAGAGAAGGCAGCCGAAGACAGCCAUGCAGUUGACAAUGGCUCGGUCAAGGUGGGGUGGUACUUGUCAAUGCAGGAUCAUGUUGCGAAGGCCUUGACGCUAAAGCAUCCCGUCGACACUGCCGUAGCCCUUGACCAGGAUCAGCUCGAUGCAAUCAGCUUCUGCAUGAAAAACACUGAGAAAGAGGUGGUCGAUCAUCGAAAGCUUCAACUUCUGAAAAUAAAGAUCCUUGCCAAAAAGUUCGAGGCCGACGAGGCUCGAUUACAUUCUUCGUUCGACCCUUGGUUCGAAAAGGUUGUGGCGGGAAAGCGUCUUCUUCUGUGGAAGCAUCUUCUUGAGCAGAACGGUUUUGACGACAUGCAAGCAGCCGACCUUCAAGAGUUGCUGUCGAAGGCUACUAUGGACGAAGUCGAUCUGGGUUUCCUGGAAGGCCCUUACACCGAAAGCCAAGUGUCUUCUUUCUUUCACUCAGACGAUUGGAGCUGCAUACGAAGGUUCCUAAUCCUUCAAGGAGCCGAGAACAAACCUAGACCCAUUGAUGACGGGCACGAGGCUUUGAUCAACAACUGCUUUACGGCCACCAUCAAGUUGGAGCUCCAGAGUUCCGACUUCGUUGCAGCCGAGAGAUCACGCGCCACGGGCGAGCCCCCUCGGUCGUGGUUGGGCAAGUGCCUUGACUUGUCGAAGGCGUACAAGCAGAUGCCAAUGAAGAAGGAGCACCGCUCUCUUGCUGUGAUCUACCACAAAGGCCCUUCUGGCGAGGAUCAAUUCUUCAUUGCAAAUUCGCUGCUCUUCGGUCUUACUGCUUCGGUUUAUGGGUUCGUGCGUACGAGCAGAAGCCUUCACAAACUGCUGCUGAAGAUAUUCAAGCUGCCCAGCUCAGUGUACUUUGAUGACUACCCGAUGUUUUCGACAUCGCUUUCUUCCAGUGACACUGAUGGCAUCAUCAGCGAAUUCUUAGACAUUCUGGGCUGGGGCCACGCCAAGACAGGCAGCAAAUCACAUCCUUUCGCGGAGGUUUUCUCCGUCUUGGGAAUGCAGAUUGACUUGAGCAACUUGUCGAAGAGAAGCAUCGUCCUCUCGAACAAACCUGGCAGGAUCGUUCGGAUCGUGGAGAAGCUUGAAUCUGUGGCUGCUUCUGGUUUCCUUACGGUUCAUCAGGCUCAGAUUUUGCUGGGCUUGCUCAACUUUUCAUCUGGUUUCUUUGCCGGUCGUGCCCUCAAGCACUCGUGCAAAUGGCUAUCUGGCUUUCUAGCUGGAGACAGGCCUUCGCCAAAGACCGUCAGCGAGAUGUGCAAGCACACGAUCAAAAUUCUUGUGAGCACGCCGCCCCGCUUCAUAAGUUGCGAUUCGACCGGAGAGCCUCCUAUCCUGGUGUGGACUGAUGGAGCUUGGGAGCCUGCCAAAGCCUUCGCCGGGAUCGGUGCAGUGAUUCUUGAUGCGAGCAGCGGCGUUUCCAGAGUUUUCCAAGGACAGGUCCCUGAGCGCCUAGUGGUUCGCUGGCGAGAGGAGGUCGGGGAGCAAAUCAUCUGUGAGGUAGAGCUGUAUGCCCUCUUGAUGAUCAGGGCCUGCCUUCAGAAUUUUCUUUCAGGAAAGAGAAUCAUAUUCUUCAUUGACAACGAUGCCGCUAGAUCUGUGGUAUUGCGUGGUCAAAGCAGAAGUGACGCGAUGCAUCGCUUGGCCCUGGCCUUGUCUAUGGUCGAGGCCGUCGCCCCUUGCAUCUCGUGGAUAGAGAGGGUGCCAUCCUCUUCGAACAUCGCCGACUGGCCCUCCAGGGGCGAAGGUUGGAAAGCGCAGAAGGUCGUUCGUGCGGCAGAGGUAGAGCCUUACUUUGUUGACCAAUCUUUGAUUGACGCCUACCUGCUCUGA